Molecule: messenger RNA, 282 nt
Organism: Fomitiporia mediterranea MF3/22
Lineage: Eukaryota; Fungi; Basidiomycota; Agaricomycetes; Hymenochaetales; Hymenochaetaceae
Exons: 2
Coding region: 1-282 (93 amino acids)
Source: RefSeq, a predicted model, not a curated record
AUGAGUCGGGGGAGACGCAGAGGAGCAGGGGCGGGGAAAGCGGUGACAGAGGCAGAAUUUGACGAUGGUUCAAGGGAGGUGCCAACAGUCACCCGCUCUCACUCAACAUGUCACACCCGUGCGACCUUUGCCCGAUUAGCCACCGCCCUCCCCCCUGCCGCUCUCUCCCGGCCCAUCCUCCCUCUCAGCACUGUCCCAGCAAAUAUUCGACCGCCCUCUCUGUUCGCUGCCCGCCAACGCUGGGCGAAACGCAGCACGGAUAAUGAGCCGCGGGAGCGCUAA